Hippoglossus stenolepis (Pacific halibut) is the source of this 759-nucleotide messenger RNA. RefSeq names its product C-type natriuretic peptide 2 (gene nppcl2). The transcript has 2 exons. Gene Ontology annotation, cellular component: extracellular region. The record is from RefSeq and is a predicted model, not a curated record. Gene Ontology annotation, biological process: cGMP biosynthetic process; receptor guanylyl cyclase signaling pathway. Gene Ontology annotation, molecular function: hormone activity; hormone receptor binding. The coding region runs from base 67 to 489 and encodes 140 amino acids. Lineage: Eukaryota; Metazoa; Chordata; Actinopteri; Pleuronectiformes; Pleuronectidae.
UUUCUUUUGAUGUGUGUUUUUAUUUAAUUUGUUUCAUCUUUUCAUCUUUUGUUCCUCCAAUCAAAGAUGGCUUCUUCGUCCUUCUCAUCUUUUCUUCCUCUCCUACUCCUCUUCCUCACCAUAACCGUGGAGUCGAGACCUUCACCUCAACAAGACAACAAACAGGUGUUACAUUCUCUCUUUGGCUCUCAUCUCUCUUCUGUGAUCUUGGCACCUCCCACCUCUGAUGUCGCUGAGGGCUCUGCUGGACAUCCUGCUGCUUCCUCCUCCUCCUCCUCCUCUUCCUCACCUCCCUCUGGAUUGGUUCUUGGUCGCGGUGCUGUGAGGGGAUUGGUGGGCAAACGGGAAGCGGUACCUCGGUUCUUCCUCGAUUUCCUGCAGCGACAGGCCAAAAUGAGGAGGCGGAGCCGAAAGUCGAUGGUGGGAGGAAGAGGAUGCUUCGGGAUGAAGAUGGACCGCAUCGGCUCCGUCAGUGGACUUGGCUGUUAAAGACGCUGAUGUUACCAUGGUGACACCUGUAACCACUAUCCCACAGAACGAUGACCUCAGGUUAAUGUAGCGCCACAGUUACCACGGUAACCACGGUAACCACGGUAACCCUGAACUGACCCUGAACCGACCCUACGUGACAUCUGACCUUCAGGUCGGAGACUCCAUGUUGGAACUUUACUAAUAAAAGAGACGUAGACACAGGUCGUCAGCUGGUGACCCCUGACCCCUGACCCCUGGCUACAACACAGCCAGCAGCACGACCAUGCA